Closterium sp. Naga37s-1 is the source of this 981-nucleotide messenger RNA. NCBI's taxonomy places the organism in Eukaryota, Viridiplantae, Streptophyta, Zygnematophyceae, Desmidiales, Closteriaceae. The record is from the annotation of a GenBank genome assembly.
AUGCGAGCAUUAUUCUCGCAUGAUUCCCACCCCUACAAAACGAGGAAGUCACAAACAAGACUCCCGCAACACACAUUCCCCUCUCCCCUGUUUUGCGAUGAUCUCUCAUCCCCUCCUUCCCCUCUCAUCCCCUCCUCCCCCUCUCAUCCCUCCAUCUACUCUCACAUUCCGUCCCCCCCUCACUCAUCCCUUCCUCUCCUUUCUCAUUCCCUCCCCUCCUCUUUCAUCCCUUAUCAUCCCCCUCUCUCCUCUCAGGACCAUGUCCUCCUCCCUCUCAUCCCUCCCUCUCCACUAUCAUCUCGUCCUCCCCUCUCUCAUCCCUCCAUCUCCUCUCUCAUCCCUCCCGUCCUUCUCUCCUCCCGUCCCCCACUUACUCAUCCCUCCUCCUUUCCCAUCCCGGACUCUCCUCUCUCAUCCCUCGCUCUCAUCUCUCAUCUCUCAUCCCUCACUCUUAUCUCUCAUCCCUCACUCUCAUCUCUCAUCCCGUCCUCUCCCUCUCAAUCCGUCCAUCUUUCGUCCCUUCCUCCGCUCUCACGUCGUCUCCUCCCCUCUUUCAUCCCGUCCAACCCCUCUCUUCUCCUCCCGUCCUCUCCUCACUUCCUCCCGUCCUCUCCUCUCUCCUCCCGUCCUCUCCCUCUCCCUCUCGUCCUCCCCUCUCUCAUCCCUCCCUCUCCACUCUCAUCCCGUCAUACCCUCUCUCAUCCUUGCCACGCCACGCUUCGCACCUCCCCUUCCGAGCAAAGUCGCACCGCCACUUUCCCCCAAGUCGCACUUCCCUUUCACCCGGGCUCGCACUUCAACUUCCCCACAGGGCGCUCCUCCCCUUUACCCCAGGGCGCACUAUGCCUCUUCCCUCAGGUCGCUCCUCUCCUUUUCCACAGGUCGCCAUUCAAACCCCCCCCCAGGUUGCUCCUCCCUGUCCCCCAGGUCGCUCCCCCCCCUUUCCCCCAGGUCACACUGAGAGAGGGAAAAGGGGGUUGA